AUGACGGCUAUUCUCCUUCCAGUCGAGCUCAUCGAACAGAUUGUGGGCCACCUUGAAUAUGCAAGUGAUAUCAAUGCCCUCGCUCAGACUGAUGGAACCUUCUACCGCGUCGUGAAUCCCAUGCUGUAUCGACAUAAUGUACAACAUAACAACGGCUCUGCGUUAUCAUGGGGAAUUAAGCACAGAUGCCUCGCAACUGUGCAGAAGUCUCUGAAGGCCGGUGCGUCGGUGAAUGAGUGUGAUCCAGAUACUCUCUGGCGACCCAUGCCGUUGGCGGUUUUAGAGGGCGAUGAAGCCAUUGUCCGGUAUCUGUAUGAGCAGGGAGGAGUCGACAUCCGUCACACCCGUGGCUGGCUCAAUCCGCGCCAUGAGGACUAUGACAGGGGCCCUGGAAGCCUGCUGUUGCUGGCCGCCGUACGGGGUCAUGAAGCCCUGGUCCGCUUCUUCAUGGAUCACCUGCCGCGGCCGUUUCAUGUCGAUUACCCUGCCGAUUCGGACGGACGAACACCCCUUAUAGAGGCUGCCGAAGAAGGCCAUCUAGCCAUUGUGCAGCUAUUGGUCGACGCUGGAGCAGACAUCCACGCCCGAGAUCACCAACAAAUGACUCCCCUCAUGCUUUCUGCGCGCGGGGGCCACCUUGAGGUCAUGCAGUUCCUGCUCCAACGGGGAGCCGAUCCCACCAUCCCCACGGUACCGGACGGAUGCUCCGCCUUGUGCUGUGCAGCGCGUCUGGGUCACUUCGAGUGUGUCCGGUGUCUGCUCGAUGCGGGCGUGAUGGAUCAGUUAAACCGCUGCCAAGGCUCAGAAUUGCCAUCGUCCCAUAAUGCUGCGAUGUGUCCCCUCACGUCAAGCGCACAAUGGAAAUGCGACAACGUAGUUGAUAUCCUCUUUGAACGAUGGGAUUACCUGACUAGCACCGUUGAGCCCGCAGACAAGGCUGCGCUGCUGUGCGUAGCCGCGGCGCGCGGGAAUACGGCUCUGGUUCGGCAGCUACUUGAGUGCCAUGGGUACGACCCAAAUGCUCGAUAUGGUCAAUCGUUCAUCCUGGAUGAUCUCCCGACUGCCAUUUGCUGGGCUGUAGUCCGAGGUCACGCCGAGGUCGUCCAGGUGCUCCUCGCUCACGGUGCCGAGGCAUCUCCAUCGCCGGGACGGAUGCGUAUGCGGAAGCCCUUAAUUGAGGCCAUUAUCCAGGGCUCGGAAGCCAUGGUCUCCAUGUUACUUAGCGCCGGGGCAGACCCCAAUGAUCAGGAUGCGCAGGACGGUUAUGCGGCAUUAAGGCAUGCCAUCCCAUUCGAGGGCAUAUUCCGUCGCUUGCUCGCCGCGGGGGCUGAUCCUACCGCCAUAAAUCGCCCGGGUGAUACACUACCCGCCAUCGUUCUGGCGUCAGGUCGUACAGCAAUAGUCCAGAUGCUGAUCGAUCAGGGACUCGAUCUGUCGCGCCAUAUGAGUCGGGCCAAUCUCCUUCACCAAGCCAUUCGCGGGGGGCCGGCGGUUCUCGAUCUGCUCGUCCGGACGGGGAAAUGGAAUAACUACAUCUUCCCAGAGCACUUGGACAAAACCGCGUGCGAGCAGGCUCUCGGUAUCGCGGCCUCUACGGGAAAGAUUGAGACACUUCAGUGGCUGCUGGACCGAGGCUUUCCGGUAGCCCAGUCGUCGCCCACUGUCAACUUGCUCGCUGAAGCAGCCUGUACAGCUGCAUCAGAUGCAGAUGCCGCCAAAACAAUCGAUCUCUUGCUUCAACACGGCCUGGACAUAAACGAGCUCAUUAACGAACCCAUUGGCUACGAGACGCCACUGUCACACGUGGCCAUUCAUUACAAUAGGCAUAUGGAUAGCCACACCGGCCGCGUCCGUAUGCGCAUGCUGCUCAAUCGUGGCGCCCAUCUCCUGCCACCGCGCAGCCUUUCCCAGCGGUACAAUCCUUAUACAUCCACUAGGGUCGUCUGCUUUGGUAGAAGCUCUGAUCUCGAUGAGAUGAUUUGUCAGGAGAUGGAGGCCCGGCGUGAGCCGUGGAGAGCGGUCGAAUGGCUCUUCCAGUGCGCUGAGCUCUGUGCGCGUGAACGCUGGGAUUGGAAGGGCGUUAGGAUGUUAAGACAGUAUUCGUGGAGGGUGCGGUAUCCUGUACCUAAAUAA
Molecule: messenger RNA, 2133 nt
Organism: Aspergillus niger
Lineage: Eukaryota; Fungi; Ascomycota; Eurotiomycetes; Eurotiales; Aspergillaceae
Exons: 1
Coding region: 1-2133 (710 amino acids)
Molecular function (GO): protein binding
Source: RefSeq, a predicted model, not a curated record